Manis pentadactyla (Chinese pangolin) is the source of this 2200-nucleotide messenger RNA. It is a transcript of the gene FCRL6, whose product is annotated as Fc receptor like 6. Gene Ontology annotation, molecular function: transmembrane signaling receptor activity. Gene Ontology annotation, biological process: cell surface receptor signaling pathway. NCBI's taxonomy places the organism in Eukaryota, Metazoa, Chordata, Mammalia, Pholidota, Manidae. The coding region runs from base 399 to 1703 and encodes 434 amino acids. The transcript is spliced from 11 exons. The record is from RefSeq and is a predicted model, not a curated record.
AACAGCUCGCUCUGCAGGGGGGAGAGUGAGAAGUCACACACUCCAGGUGCUGGAACCCAGUGAAAGUGGAAGCAAGGGACAAAGGCUUCAACUGUCCUGCAUGCAAAGCCCCACAAGUGCAUGCAAGCAAGAAUGUUUGCAGUGGCCCUGACUCCUACUUGAGCUACAGCCCUGCAGGGCUGCAGCCCUACGCCCUGGACCUGUAGCUGAACAAAGCUGGAAAUAGCUCAAGCUGGGAGAUCUGUUAGGAUGAGAACGAUAGAGGAAAGUGUAUAAACAUUAACAUCUUCAGAGCACCACCCACAUCACAGGGGUCACCAACCGACCCCAGGCUGUGGACUAGAUGCUCUGCCCGUCACUUCGCUCUGCCCAGUCUGCUUCGCGUCCCGCUCGGCACCAUGAUGCUCUGGGUGGCAGUGCUGCUGUCCGCUCCCUGUGUUGGGAACAGAGCCUUGCUGACCCUCCAAGCCCGGCCGCACCUGGUGUUUGAAGGAGAUGCCCUGACCCUGCGAUGCCAGGGAAGGAAGCAUGCGGUCCUGUCCCACGUGAGGUUUUACAAAGACGGAAGUUACCUCCCAUCUUCUGAGGAACGCCCUUCUCUGACCCUGGGGACAGCCACAGCAGCAAGCAGUGGCCGGUACAGCUGCACAGCACAGGUGACCUAUGUCCUGUACGUGGGCACACAAACCUCAGAGACUAUCAUGGUUCAAGUCCGAGCGCUGUUCCCCCCUCCUGUGCUGAGCACCAUCCCCUUUUCUGGACCCCGUGUGGGGAGCCCGCUGACCCUGAGAUGCCGGACACAGCUGCUCGCCCAGAGACCGGCCUCCUCGCUCCUCUUCUCCUUCUACAAAGGUGGUCAGGCCUUGACGGGCUGGGGCCCCCACCCAGAACUCUAUAUCCCAGAAGUCCGGGCGGAACACUCUGGGUGUUACAGGUGUAAGGCCGCCCUUAGGGCUGGGCUGUUCCAGAAGGACAGCCCCCUGCUGGAGAUCAGGGUGUGGGGCCCAGAUCCUGUGUCCCGCCCUGUGCUCACCCUGAGACCGCCGCAUGCCAGCCUCACUGUGGGGCACAUGGUGGAGCUCCGCUGUGAGGCCAAGAGGGGCACCCCUCCAAUCCUGUACACGUUCUACCUGGACGGGAGGAUCCUGGGGAACCGCUCCGCUCCCCGUGGAGGUGCCAUCUCCUUCCUCUUCCCAAUGAUGUCGGAGCAGGAUGCGGGGAACUACUCCUGCCAGGCAGAGAACAGCAUCUCCAAAGAGUCAAGCAAGCCAGAGACACUCUGCCUGGAUGGUCCUCAGGUCCCGUCUGCACCCCCAAGCAGCAACAGGCUGGCUCCUUGGCUGUCUGCAGUCCUGCUGGGCGUGGCGGUCACCGCCGCUGCACUUCUGCGCUAUUUCACACCGUGGAGAAAAAACGCCUCUCGGUCCCCACCAUCCAGCCUGCUCUCCAAGGGACCUCAGCAAAUUGUGCCUUCGCAUCUCCUAGGGCCCCUGCCAGCCCAGAAUCUGCCCCCAGCCCCAGGUGAAGAGCAGGACGCACUGUAUGUCAACGUUUGUUACCAGAAUGAGAAGGAUGAAGGCAUUAUCUACUCGGAGGUGUGUGUAGUCCAAAAUAACAACAGAGCCUGGCCUUCAGAGUCAACUUCUGAGGCAGAGGUCCAGUCCAUGUCCACAAUAUACCAGGACCCUCCCAGGAGCCUCUGACUCUGCCAGGCUCUCUGAGGAAUGCACGCCAGGCCAUCUAGGAGCACAGGGUCGGCACCAGUCAAUCAGGAAGCACCCACCAAGCCCAAGCCCUCACGCCCUCUAUAAACAAGGGCCCCCCUCCCCAUGAACAGUGCAGACCCAGAGGUUGCAGGAGACACCGGUGAUGGGGAGCAGGAAGGAGCUGGCCCAACCUGAGGGCACCCAUCUCCCCUGCCCCUACGGCAGAGUUGGCCAACCCUCGGUCCCGGCACCGGGGCCCAUCUGUGAAUUGUCUUUACCCAUCCAGGAUAAGUAGAACAAUUGAAAGCAAGACCUUAGCAACUUUCAUAGAAAUCGGACAGAGUAAUUGUUUGUUUGCUUAACAUAAUCAUAAAAAAUUAGGGUUUGUAUUUUGUAUGCCUCUUUUAACUUCAAAUCUUCUUAGUAAUUUGCUUGUAUCGUAUUUUACAAACAUAUAGGUCCCCAAUGCAUUGGAAAUAAAAAAGGAAAGCAGG